AUGGUGUGUGAUACUCUAAUCUACCAUCCUUCUGUUUUCAGGCUAGUAAGUCUUUUGGACUCUACUGCUGGCCGGGAGAAAGUCCUUAGAUUGCUACAGUAUUUGUGCCGGUUUUUAGGAUACCAAUACUCAUCGAUCUUGGCCAAAAAGCUACAAGCGGAGUUCACCACUGUUCGCAAGAUCUUGAGAUUCCUGAAACCUUUGAAUCAUCUGCAGGCAGCUUCAAAAUUCUAUGAUAACAAAAUCACAAAUGACAACGUUGUCCGUUGGUGCAAUGUGCUGAAAAACCUAGCUUACGCCGGUUACUUGACCCUCGACCAAAUUAACUUGCUGCGCAUUCUACGGCUCGUACCAGCUACCAAAAUUACGGGAGUGAAGGUUCCCAAGUGGGCUAAUUGGUGCUGGCUCGCGGGGCUCGUCAGUGGUCUCGCCUUAGACCUGCGCAAGCUCCAGGUUUCUCAAGACAGAAUACGAGCUCUUACGGCAAAGGGAGACCAUUCGGUAGAUGAGAAGCAUUCCACUGCCGUGGAAGUGGCUUCUCAUUAUUCGGAUCGCUCUGCUGCACUCAAGAGGCUGCUAUGGGAUUCCCUGGACACAUUCAUUGUGAUGAACAACUUGAAAUUUAUCGACUCGCCCGACGGCUCAAUUGGUUUGGCCGGGGUAGCAACCUCGCUAUUCGGUCUUCAGGGUGUCUGGGAGGCCGCCUGA
This is a messenger RNA of Lachancea dasiensis, 708 nucleotides long. NCBI's taxonomy places the organism in Eukaryota, Fungi, Ascomycota, Saccharomycetes, Saccharomycetales, Saccharomycetaceae. The record is from the annotation of a GenBank genome assembly.